Leguminivora glycinivorella is the source of this 2886-nucleotide messenger RNA. RefSeq names its product peroxidase-like. The record is from RefSeq and is a predicted model, not a curated record. Bases 569 to 2845 code for a protein of 758 amino acids. The transcript is spliced from 13 exons. Gene Ontology annotation, molecular function: heme binding; peroxidase activity. Gene Ontology annotation, biological process: response to oxidative stress. NCBI's taxonomy places the organism in Eukaryota, Metazoa, Arthropoda, Insecta, Lepidoptera, Tortricidae.
UUGUUAAUAAAAUUGUACUUUAAAGACAGGUGUGCCGGUGUGCGUCUACUUAUAUGUAGUCACGUAUGUAUUACCAUAUCGAAGACGAAACUUUUUGGGGUGUUAGGUAUUUGUGAAUGAUUCAUAUGAAAUUGAUGCACUUUAUUAUAUGUAUAUGUUUCCAAUCAAAAAUUAAUUGUUAAUAACCAAGCAUAAAGUUAAACUGAGAAAGGUAAUAAAAUACCUAUCAUUGGAAUAAAUUGAUCGAUAAUAAUUAUGUAACAAAAGUAUGAUAAUCGAGAUACACACUGUUGAGUAAAUAUGGUGUAAAGGGUAUGAGGAAAUGCCCUAUCCCCCAGCAAAUGACUUGCGACACAUACGUGACUUGAUUACAACCUGUAAAUGGCACUAACUCUUUACCAAACCAUUACUUUAACUUCAUUACUGUAAACAUAAAGACAUCAGAAAAAAACUGGCCUAAAAAAACAAAAUUAAAAAAGUGACGUUCCAUUUUCGAACCCAUUAGCGAUUAAAUAAUGCGCGCGACCUAUUUUUUUUAAACGAAGGAACUCGCUCUUUAUGCCAAAACAUGAAUUCGAAAAACCUUUUUGGUGAUUGCGGGAGUGUUUUUAUUAGUGUAAUUGCUUGUUUGGUGAUAAGUGGUGGGAAUGGGUGUUAUUAUGCAGGGUGGGGGCUGCUGGCGAGCGACUGGUGUCCCGACCUGUGCCCAGUGUUGGACAAAAUUGGGACAGACUUUACGGAUUUGUUCAAAACGCAUUCUAUGACCGAACAAGGUCCAAUCACCUCCGAAAUGGUAGCAGAGUCCCUCCGCUGCGGCCGAGAGCUCUCCCGGGCCUCUGCUCGCCGUGGCAACGAACUGGUCAAAAACGGGAUCACACUAUCAGCCUGCACGCCGUCUAUGCUGCACUUCUUCACUGGCAAGCAAACUGCAGAGACUAAAGCAGCCGCCGAGCUGUCGCAUGAGAUGCUGACGGCUACGAAGCUGCUGCAGUUGAAAGUCUGCUCUUCUUCCAACGUUACCCCGAACACUUUCAUGGCCUUCCUGGAGCACCAAGUCAUCAGGGUGCGCGACCCGCGGUACUGCAAGCCGGUCCAGCUCAGCUGUAGCGAUUCUAAAUACAGGACCAUAGAUGGCACUUGCAACAACCUCGUCCGCCCGUAUUGGGGCAAGAAGAAUUCCCCGUUCACGAGGGUGGCCCCUCCGCGGUACGCUGAUGGUAUCUACUCAAUGCCGGUAGCCAAGAGCGGCGCCCCACUGCCGAAUCCCCGAGUGCUGUCUACAAGACUGUUUGCCGACCAUGCGGUCAGCAGUCGCGUGUUCUCCUUUAUGAACAUGCAGUGGGGGCAGUUCAUUACGCAUGACUUGUUGAUACAUAGCCUGGAGGUCACUGACGAAGGCGGCAUCCAAUGCUGCGUCGGAGAAGGCAAAGACGUGCUGUCCCCCGAAUUGCAGAACGACAAGUGCAUACCCAUCUGCGUACCUGACAACGACCCCUUCUACAGAAAUUACGGGAUUCGGUGUCUCAAUUUCGUCAGGAGUGUGACAACGCCGAGAGAGGACUGCAGGCUUGGGCCGGCCGAGCAACUAAACGGUGCGACUAGUUUCUUCGACGGCUCCCAAGUGUACGGUUCAGACCCAGCUUUUGCCAAGAAACUGCGCACGAUGAGUGGAGGCAAGCUCAAGGAGGAGAAGAAACCGUACAAUAGGAGAGGUUUCCCGCCGUCGGUGGAUAACAAAAUGGACGUCUGUGACUUGAGGAAUGCUUCCGAGUCGUGCUACAUGGCUGGUGACGUCAGAAUCAACCAGACCCCAACCCUCGCCAUGAUGCACACGAUAAUGAUACGCGAACACAACCGCAUCGCGGACAUCCUGGCCUCUCUGAACCCCUUGUGGAGCGACGAGAAGAUCUACCAGGAGGCCAGGAGGAUAGUCAUCGCUGAGCUCCAGCAUAUCACUUACCAGGAGUGGCUGCCGUUGAAUUUUGGUGAGAACUACUUCCGCUACUACCGGAUAUCGCCGUCGAGCCUGUACAGCCGCGACUACAGCGACACCGUGCACCCGGGCUGCAUCAACAGCUUCGGCGCCGCCGCCUUCCGCUUCCUGCACUCCACGGUGCCCGAGACCUUCAUGUCGUGCCCGGCCAACUAUCAGCAGGGUUAUGCUUACAAGUUCAGCGACCACUACCAAAACCCAUCGCUUCUCGAGGUCGCCUUUGAUGACCUGAUGCGUGGGUCCCUUGCAUACGCUUCCUCAGAGUCGGACCCCUACGUGUCGGGUGAGCUGACCAAUAAGCUGUUCAAGUCUACCAACGAGUGGGGCAUGGACCUCAUAGCCAUGGAUAUACAGAGGGGCAGGGACCAUGGGAUAGCCAGCUAUAACGACUUAAGAGAGGUCUGUGGGUUGAGAAGAGCCACGACCUUCCAAGAUUUGGCUGGAGAAAUGACCCAAGAUCGCAUCAAUGCCCUCGCUUCGUUAUACGAAUGCGUAGACGAUGUAGACCUUUUCGUCGGAGGGAUGCUUGAGAAGGACGUCCAGGGUUCGAUCCUGGGUCACACCUUCCAGUGUAUCGUCGCUGAGCAAUUCUAUAGGACCAGAAUUGGCGACAGAUACUUUUACGAUAACAGCGACCAGCCCUACCCGUUCACGACUGAGCAACUGUCAGAAAUAAAGAAAUCCUCCAUGGCGCGACUGAUCUGCGACAACACGGACUUGCAAUACGUGCAGCGUUCACCUUUUGAAAUAGAGUCCAUCUACAACCCCAAAUAUAGCUGUCAAGACUACACGGCCAUUCCGUACGUCAACCUGGCUCCGUGGAAGUCGACUAACUUGUUUAAAUGUGAUUAAAUAGUACAGAUGUAGUGCGAAAAGCUUUUCUUUUUUACAAG